Molecule: messenger RNA, 852 nt
Organism: Lolium perenne
Lineage: Eukaryota; Viridiplantae; Streptophyta; Magnoliopsida; Poales; Poaceae
Product: probable E3 ubiquitin-protein ligase XERICO
Molecular function (GO): zinc ion binding
Source: RefSeq, a predicted model, not a curated record
CGCACCACCUCCCACUCUACUCUCCCACCACCACCCCCAAACGAAAUCCCAAAUCGCCGACGAGUCCGUCCGCCGAUCCCCAAUUCUCCGAUGGGCAUCUCCAGCAUGCCGGCGCCCAAGGAGAGCCUGCUGAUCUACCUGCUCUACCACGCCGUCGUCUCCGUCGCCGCGCUCGCGGGCCUCCUCCGCGCCGCGCUCGUCUUCUUCGGCCUCCCCGCCCCGCCCCCGCUGCUGGACGACGGCGAGGGCGCCGACCUGCUCACCCCCUCGGGUCCCACCCUGGCCGAGCUCUUCCGUGCCCGGUUCCGCCCCGCCCGCUUCGGCCGGAGGCGCGGCACCGGCGCCGCCGCGGCGUCGGCCACCCCGGACUGCCGCGUCUGCCUGGUCCGCUUCGAGGCGGAGGCCGUGGUGCACCGCCUCCCCUGCGGCCACGUCUUCCACGGCGCCUGCCUCGAGACCUGGAUCGACUACGACCACGCCACCUGCCCGCUCUGCCGCUCCCGCCUCCUCCCCGCCGCCCCGCCGGCCCCCCACGGCCUGGCCGCCUGGAUUUAGACAAGCCAGAUGAAGAGAGAGAUUCGCUCGUCGAUCGCCCCGGCUACUACGCGCUGGUAGCUCCGUGUGGCCUUCCCGUGUGCGCAUAGGAAAUCUAGAUCUCGGUGGGGGACUGCUGCUACCCUCCUUCCUCCCCCACCAUUUUUUUUUGUAAUUCCGUUUUCUGUACGCCUCGUGCAGUCGCUGUGCCGUGUAAAUAUUUUUCAGCAGAGAUCCUGCUGCGAGUAGUGGCAGCCUUGCUUGUAUACAGGCUUUUUUCGAGAUGGUGGAAAUGAUGAUGCAACAAAUUAUUCUGAA